AUAAGAGAGGGAGGGAGACGGAGUGAUGCUAUUGGUCGACUGUUACAACAUCAAGCGUGAUAGAAAUAUUUCUCUCGCAGUCUGAGAAAUAGAGAGACGGAGACAGUAGACUCAGGAAACACAUUCAGGUCUGUUUUUAAAAAUCUCCGGGAACUAAAGACAGUGGGGUUUAGAAAGAAAGGAAAUAAGAAAGAGGAGACAACAGAAAGGUGGACUAAUUAACCUAUGACUCCUGAGGGCUGUGGAGAUUUUUGCUUAAGAGAAGGAAACAUUUUAAAAGCAGCGUAAAAGUGUCUCACAUGUAGAUGUUCUGCAGGUUCUUGGUGACAUAUUCCAUUUUUCUUUCUUUCUUUUUUUCCAUAUCUCCCUGGGAGUUGAGUUAUUUAUCCUGCUCGUCAGCAGAGGCAGAUCUAAAUGCUUUUUUUGUUAUUUUUGGGGGAGAAUUUGAGGGAUGCUUCUGAGGGAAAGAUGCAGAGCAGAGCAUUCUGACAUGGUGUCGACCCAAAUUGACAGAGACAAGGAAAGAGUGGACUGUACAGUGGCAGACACGUCUCCAACCAGACACAGGUAUUUUCCACUCGAUGUUAAGACCAGUCCAGGUAUUGAUCCAUGCUAAUUAAUUGAAAGUAUACUCUGAUCUUAUAUCUGUCCUCUUAAAUGUGUGAUAUUGGCACUGUAAUGUUAUAUAGUCAAUUGAACAAUAUUAUCUGCUUCACAUCAUUUCUUUAAUUUUUUUUCUUAACAUUUUUGUAAUACAAUAAGUAACACGCAAAGAGACUGUCUCUGUAAGUAAUACGCCGCAGCUAUGUUUGUUUACAUUCGCGUUGACUAUGAUUUAGACAUGUGCGUCAUUAAGCAUGCUCUUGAUUUGGAGCAACAGAUGAAAUGAUGAAGCCAUAUGAAAAACCUACUGACCACAUUACAAGCCAUAACCGACUUAAACAAUAACCACAAUAAUCUUUUUUGAAAACAGCACUUACUGUGCUCACUAUCGACAAGAAUCCUGUGCUUCUGUUGUCAGCGUGUUUGUCAGACACUUUGUGGUGUGAAUUACUGUGAGAAGCAAAUGUGUACGUGUAGGCUUUGAGUCAAGAGAAACUACAGGGAGGGGGAGGAUACAGACAUUUUGUCUGUCAGAGACUCAAAAAAAAAAAGAGGUGCACCAGGCCAACAACAGACACCUGUGUCAGUCAAAAAGACUGACUCAUAUAAGUGCUUCCAAAAUCAAAGCGAGCACGGUGGGGGGUCAUCGUGCUGUUUAGAGAGAGCUGUACAAAGUGGCACAAAGACACAGCAUGAGUGGAAGAGAAGCCACAGUCAGGCAGAUGAUUGAUUGUAACUGAGUACUUAACCUAACUGGACAACACAAAGGGGGGAAGACAAUAACCUCCACAGAAGGUAAAAGGGAGAGUGAGCCAUAGCCGGAGCGAGGCUAAGGACAGGUGGGAGGAAGUUCUUCGUUUUGUCUCGUGUGUCUCGCUUCACACGUCUCACCGUUAAGACUGGCUGGCUCGGCCAUGGCGUUCACCUUUGCGGCCUUCUGCUACAUGCUCACAUUGGUGCUGUGCGCUGCGCUCAUCUUCUUUGUCAUAUGGCAGAUCAUCGCGUUUGAUGAGCUCCGCACAGACUUCAAAAACCCCAUUGAUCAGAGCAAUCCCACCAGAGCGAGGGAAAGGAUUCUCAACAUUGAGAGGAUCUGCAACCUGCUUCGCAGAUUGGUAGUCCCGGAGUACUCCAUCCACGGGCUCUUCUGCCUGAUGUUCAUGUGUGCCGGAGAGUGGGUCACACUGGGCCUGAAUAUCCCACUGCUCUUGUACCAUCUGUGGAGGUUUUUUCACCGGCCAGCUGACGGGUCAGAAGUCAUGUAUGAUCCCGUCAGUGUGAUGAACGCUGAUAUUCUUAACUACUGCCAGAAGGAGUCGUGGUGUAAGCUGGGCUUCUAUCUGAUCUCAUUCUUCUAUUAUCUCUACAGUAUGGUCUACGCCUUGGUGAGCUUCUAACAUCUGGAAUAAAAAAAAAGCGAAAUGUCUGUAAGAAAGACCCAGAAGAAUGACUGGAGGCAUCAACACUUCUGCUCUCCAUGCAUCCUUCCCAGCCAAUGAAUUGGGCUUUCAACAGUCAAAACAAGGACUAAUCUACGACCAAUCUGAGUGAUAAUGUGAAUGUAAAGGUGUUGCCUCCCCUCAAUUAUAUUGCUUUAUCCCAGCUACUGCUGUUGGACUGCUGGAUGAAGUUUUGAAAGAUGGAAAUGACUUAGACGGAGGAUGUUUGUGUUGCCUUUGACCCGUUGUACUAUUUAACAAUAUGAAGGGCUGGAGCUUUCCCAUGCUGCUCUUACUGAUCCAGCCGCUCAACUCACUGUGAACCUACAAACACUUAGUGGCUGGAAAACAAGAUAUAUAUAUAUCUGUACUCUAUAAGUCAGGGCAGGAUUGUGUCAGUUUUUGGUUUGGUUGUGUUACAGGUACAACUGUCAGAAACAGGUUAAAGCACUGUAAGAAAUGCAGAAGGCGGCCAAGCAGGGAAAUAACCAUGUGGUGUGUGCGCACACAGGAUCAACAUAGAACAUGUCUUUGAUGCCAGCCUCAAUCAAUCAAUUUCACUCUGUAACUACAACUAGGAAUCAAUCACAAGUUCACUAGUCAUGAUUAAUUGUGAGUCCGUAGCUGCUCGGGUGACAUUUAGGUUCAUGCUUUCUGUAGAACUUAAUGCUCAGACAUAUGAUGCCAAACGUGUAUAUCUGAAAAACACUGUGCCAAACUGAAAAAAAAAAAAAAAAAAAAGUGAACACUAAAAAUUAUGAGACUGAGUUUGGCGGUGGUGUGAUCUUGUAGUACACUUUCUUGUAAUGUACAUUCCGAAUUUAAUUUCACUCUUCGACAAAGUUGAUUUUGGCACAAUAUUUUUAUAGUCCCGUUGUUGUCGUCUUUUGUAAAUGUGCAGGGAGCGCCUUAUUUCUGGUGACGGUUACUCUUGUCUCAUCCACAUCUCCUGUAUACUAUGGUCAUUUUAGCACAGCCACUCUACUAUGAGGAAGAACUAAGAACUAUCAUGUAUAAAAAGCAAUUAAAAACUAGCAAUGUAAUAUGAUUCAUGAGACAUAUCGACGCAGUUAUCAAGUGUAUGUAAUAAUACGGAGCAGAUCAAAAGGGACAAAAGUGAGUCCGACAAUAUCUCUGCUCUAAUAAAGACAGUUGAGUCCUCUCAAUAUAUCUACGAUCAUAUAUCACGGUUUCAAGGAACAGAUUUGUAAACGGCAAAGUUUCUCCUCAGCUGGAGCUGCCUUUGUUCUCAUGUGUUCAUAAGUUUGAUCUUUUUAAGGUGAAGGUACACGUGUGACUUUCAGUAGGAAAACCGAAACUAGUGCGGAGCCUGCGAGCAACUGUGAUGAUCGCUGUACGUCGGUUCCCCCGCGCGUAGUAAAUAGUGAUGAUGCCCCAUCUGGUACAUAAACUAUAGGAAAUAUGUGUGUUGAAUACUGCAGCCUUUUGAAGUAGUUUCUGAUGAAGAUGUACUAAAAUAAAAUUAAAAAACAUGUAAAUUCCAACAGCCAUGACGUCAAAUACCCAUGACAACAUGCAAAACUUUUAUUAUACAUUAUUCCUAAAUUUGUAUUAUCCUAUAAAUCAGCUUUGGGAUUUGUGUGUGUUAGCAAUGAAACUACAUGUUUACUGCAGAAUCUACUGAUCCUAAUAUGACCUGAAUACCUAUACCAGAACACAUACAGGGAAGUAUAAGCUUAAAAUAGUACAUAUAAAGAUAUAGUCAAUAAAUCUCAUGACAAGAUAAAAACCAAUGUUAGCGCAUCCAUCAACUGUUUUUGACAUUUGUCUUUAGUUAGUGGCCGUCAGAGCCAAGAUCAUUUCUAUUAAAGGAGCAAAUCUAUGAAGCAAAUGUUGUAUUAGUUCCUGAAAUUGCUCGCAAUAGUUGUGUUAAACAAAUGGUACUCCAAAAGGAGUAAGUCGUCCAUUUCUAUGUGGUAUGGAGAGACACACUGAACAUAAUUUCAGUGGAGUCACCAGAAAAUACAGAAGUGUGGUUGCAUGAGUUAUUGACACAUAACCAACAUUGACUUCAAUAAUGUAAUAGAACAAAUUUGUAAGACUGAGUACAUUUAAGUUGGUGGCGUUGAUAAGCUUCAAAAUCAGUUUUUCCUUAUGUCCCUGCUGGCAGCCAUGUUUUUUAUGAGACCCAAUUUGUCCAGAUUCCAGGCUGGUUCCAGGAAAUGGGAGGUGCACUUGAGAAAGUCAGUGUUGAAAAUGUGGCAAUACAACCAAACUUCGAAAAACUACACCCUCUAACCCUUUAAUUAAGUUUCAGGGGGGGAAACAGAAUAUUAAGUAAGAGUUUACUUCUGAAAAUAAAUAAAAAAAGAUUAAUGUAUGACUUUUACACUGAUCUAAAUUCAUAUUUUUACUCAUUUAUAAGGCUUCUUUUACAAUUGAGUUUGAGCAAUGCAUUUGCUUCAAGGGUUUGGUCGUUAUGUUUUCAAACCACCACCACAGACUGCAUCAGUUUAAAUCAAUUUCAUGUGAAAUGAGUAAAAAUGUAAGGGGGAACCAGUUUACCAACAUUGACUUGGCUGAAGCUUCUCCAUUCGCCUGUCAGUGUUUGUGAAGACAACGUAGACAGUACACAUUGUGCCAGAUGAUGUUUGAAGUGAUCACAGGACACGGAGACCUCAAAACUCUGCCAACGGCGUGAGUGCGUUGAGUGUGGACAAUCACUACUAAAGCACAGGAACACAAGGAAAGCAGGAGCAAAACAGCUUGGAUGAAUGUCAUUAUGUAGUUGCUCUGAACAAAGCAUUUUAGAAAAGUGUAUUUAAGUAUAUCUAUUUGUAAUCGUCUUUUAUACAAUUGUCAUAAGUGUAUGCUACAGUAAAUUUUGGUGGAUUACUUUAUAUUUAUUAGGUUACAACAUGAUGUACAGCAAUUUGCUCUGACGCCGUAUUCUAAUAAAAUAUUUAAUG
Solea solea (common sole) is the source of this 4972-nucleotide messenger RNA. It is a transcript of the gene cnih2, whose product is annotated as cornichon family AMPA receptor auxiliary protein 2. Lineage: Eukaryota; Metazoa; Chordata; Actinopteri; Pleuronectiformes; Soleidae. Gene Ontology annotation, biological process: vesicle-mediated transport; regulation of AMPA receptor activity. Gene Ontology annotation, cellular component: dendrite; synapse. The transcript has 6 exons. The record is from RefSeq and is a predicted model, not a curated record. Bases 1518 to 2000 code for a protein of 160 amino acids.